AUGUUCCAGUUCCCAAGUCUCAUACAACAUCAUGCUCUUCACAACAUCCCGCUCUAUACCCUCACCUCCAUCCUCCUCCUCCUCAUCCUCCAGCUCCUCCUCACCCUCCACCGUAACAUCUCCCACGCCAGACGCGCCUGCACCCUCUCCUGCCGCCUAGCGCUCCUCGAACCCUCAAAAUGGCCGCUCGGCCUCGACAUCGUCCUCGCCUCCCUCCGCGCCGACCGCGAACAGCGCACGCCGGACCACGUCGCCGCGCGCUUCGCGGCCCUCCGUCUCAAUGGUCAGGGCAACAACACCAAUACCAACAGCGGCGUCUACACCUUCCGCAUGUCCCUCCUCGGCACAACAAACCUCGUCACAGCCGACCCGCGCAACAUCCAAGCCCUCCUUGCCACGCAAUUUCACGACUUCGGCAUGGGCCUCGCCCGCAGCACGAACCUCAAGACCGUCCUGGGCCGAAGCAUCUUCGCGGCUGACGGAUCGGCGUGGCGCUCUGCGCGGGAGAUGAUGAGGCCCCUCUUCAGCCGCGAUAACGUCUCCAGGCUGGAUCUGCUCGAGGCGCAUGUCCAGACGCUGUUUCUCUGUAUCGAAAAGGAGAGAACAACCACCACCUCAACCACCACCUCCGCCACCAACAACAUGAACGCCGCGGAUGGAACAUGGUCCGACCCCGUGAGCCUCGCCUCCCUAUUCCCAUGCCUCACCCUCGACUCCGCAACAGAGCUCUUCUUAGGCCAAAGCACAUCCACCCUCUCCGCCCGCCUUCACAACGACCACUCCCACCCAGGCGCAGCCUUCAACCACGCCUUUGAAAAGCUCCUCGCCGUGCUCGGCAAGCGCAUGCGUCUCCGAAGUUUCUACUGGGUCUACGGGAACAAAGACCUGCGCUGUUGCGUAGCGACGCUCCACGAAUUCGUCGACGCCGCCAUCGCCGCCUCAGACGCGGCGAAAGCUCAGGGAUCCUCCCUCGCGCGCUACGAUUUCCUAGAUGUACUCCGCGAACGCUGCGCCGGCGGGGGUGGGGAUGAAGAAGUCCGCGAGCAGGUGCUGGGUUUACUCGCCGCCGGCCGGGAUACCACCGCCUCGCUGAUGAGCUGGGUGUGGUACUGCCUCGUCCGCAACCCGCGCGUGUUCACCAAGCUCCGCGCAGAAAUCACCUCAACCUUUGGACCCUACUCUUCUUCAACGGAUCCUUCGGAGGCAAUGACCUUCGCGUCCCUGAAGCAGUGCGCCUACCUACAAGCCAUACUCUCCGAGACCCUCCGCCUACACUCCGUAGUCCCCUUCAACUCGCGCCGCGCCCUCCGUGACACCACCCUCCCUACCGGCGGCGGUCCCGCCGGCACCGACCCGAUAUUCGUGCCCGCAGGGAUGGAAAUCAAUUUCAGCACGCACGUGCUCCAUCGGCGGCGAGAUCUCUGGGGCGAGGACGCAGAUGAGUUUGUUCCCGAGAGAUGGGAGAAGAAGAGGGGUUCCGCGGGCGCAGCGUGGCAUUUCGUGCCGUUCAACGGCGGGCCGAGGAUUUGUAUCGGGCAGCAGCUUGCGCUGACGGAGGCCGGUGGUUUGUGGGCCUGGGAGCCCGGUUGA
Messenger RNA from Colletotrichum fioriniae, 1590 nucleotides. The record is from RefSeq and is a predicted model, not a curated record. NCBI's taxonomy places the organism in Eukaryota, Fungi, Ascomycota, Sordariomycetes, Glomerellales, Glomerellaceae.